Molecule: messenger RNA, 3696 nt
Organism: Aphidius gifuensis
Lineage: Eukaryota; Metazoa; Arthropoda; Insecta; Hymenoptera; Braconidae
Product: structural maintenance of chromosomes protein 2-like
Exons: 2
Coding region: 132-3674 (1180 amino acids)
Biological process (GO): chromosome organization
Cellular component (GO): chromosome
Molecular function (GO): ATP hydrolysis activity; ATP binding; protein binding
Source: RefSeq, a predicted model, not a curated record
CCCACGUGAGUGAGAUAAUUGAUAAAUAAAAAAUAACAAUACAACAAGCGUCUUAAAAAAUAAUUGUAAACAAAAAAUUAAAUUGUUAUAAAAUUUAUUGAUUAUAAUUAAUUUAAACAAAUAUUGCAAUCAUGUAUGUAAAGUCAAUGGUUUUGGAUGGAUUUAAAUCCUAUGGUAAACGAAUUGAAAUAAAUGGUUUUGAUAAAGAAUUUAAUGCAAUAACUGGUCUAAAUGGUAGUGGAAAAUCAAAUGUACUUGAUGCAAUAUGUUUUGUACUUGGUAUUACAACCCUUGGUCAGGUACGUGCAACGUCUCUUCAAGAGCUCGUUUACAAAUCAGGUCAUGCUGGUAUAAAAAAAGCAACAGUCAGUAUUACAUUUGACAAUUCAAAUAAAGAUGCAUCACCAUUUGGUUAUGCACAUUACAACGAAAUAACAGUAACACGUCAAAUUGUCAUUGAUGGAAAAAAUAAAUACUUGAUUAAUGGUACAAAUGUACCAAAUAAACGUGUACAUGAUAUGUUUUGUUCAGUUCAAUUGAAUGUUAAUAAUCCUCAUUUUUUAAUAAUGCAAGGACGUAUAACAAAAGUACUCAAUAUGAAACCACUUGAAAUAUUAUCAAUGAUUGAAGAAGCUGCUGGUACACGUAGGUAUCAAAAAACAAAAGAUGAUACUAUGAAAACGAUUGAAAAAAAAAAUAAUCCUUUAAAAGAAAUUGAAGCAAUAUUAAGUGAAGAAAUUGGACCAAAAUUAGUUAAACUCAAAGAAGAAAGAAAACAAUUUGUUGAAUUUCAACGUGUUGAACGUGAACUUGAACAUUGUCGUAAAAUUGUUGUUGCAUAUCGUUAUGUAACAGCUUUACAAUCAAGUGAAGAUGCUAAAAUUUCAGUUAAACUUGCAUCUGAUAAUGUUGAUUCAAAAAAAAAAUCAAUAACUGAUGGACAAGAAGAAAUUAAAUUAAUUGAAGUUAAAAUAAAUGAUUUAUCAAAAUUACUUGAUAAAGAAAAAGGUGAUGUACUUGAUGAACUUGAACGUAAAUUAAAAGAAUUAGAAAAAAAUCAUAGUAAACUUGUUGCUGAAUCAAAUUCAAAUAUGGAAAAUAUUAAAACAGAAGAAAAAAAUAUAAUACAAUUAAAAAAAAAUUUAACAGAUGAUAAAACUGCAUAUGAUGAUAAAAAAAAUGAAUUAAAUAAUGUUGGUGGUUUAUUUGAAAAAUUAAGAAAAAAAAAUGAAGAAGAUGCUGCAUCUGUUAUAGCAGCACAAGAACGUUUACAAAAAAUAACUGCUGGUUUAUUAGAAACAGAUACUGGUGAAAAUGCAACACUUGAACAACAAUUAAUGAAUGCAAAACGUAAUGCAACAACAGCUGAUACUGAAGUUAAACAAUGUGAAAUGGGAUUAAAAUUUUCAAAAGAACAAUUAUCAUUAAAACAAAAAGAAACUACAACAAAUGAUACUGAUUAUCAACGUGACAAUAAAGAUCUUGAAUUAAAAGAAAAACAAUUAAAAACAUUGACAAAUGAAUUGAAGAAGCUAAAUUACGAAGAUGGUAGUUUAGAAAUUUUAAAAGAUGAAAAACGUAAUUUAAUAAAUGAAAUUGAUAAUUUAAAAGAAAAUAUUGAUCAAUUUACAUCACGUUAUCCACAGCUGAGAUUUAAUUAUCAAGAUCCAAGUCCUAAUUUUAAUAGAGAUUCAGUAAAAGGUCUUGUUUGUACAUUAUUACGUUUAAAAGAUAAAAAAACAGCAUAUGCACUUGAUGUUGCUGCUGGUAAUCGUUUGUAUAAUGUUAUUGUUGAUACUGAAAAAACAUCAGAAGCAUUAUUACAAAAUGGACAAUUACAACAACGUGUUACAAUAAUACCACUUAAUAAAAUAUCUGAUUCAUCAAUUGAUGAAAGAACAAUUCAAUAUGCUGAAAAAUCAGUUGGUAAAGAUAAUGUACAAUCAGCAUUAUCACUUAUUGAUUAUCCAGAGAAUUUAAAACCAGCAAUGUCAUGGAUAUUUGGACAAGUAUUUGUUUGUAAAGAUAUGAAUGUUGCUAAAAAAAUUGCAUUCAAUGAUAAAAUAAUGAAAAAAUGUGUUACACUUGAGGGUGAUAGUUAUGAUCCAUCUGGUACAUUAUCUGGUGGUGCACCAUCAAAAACAGGCUCAAUAUUAUUAAAAAUGGAUGAUUAUAAUUCAAUGAUUGAAGAGCUUAAAAUUAAAGAAAAACAAUUACAACAAAUUAAUGAUAAAAUUAAAAAUUUAAAUAAUAUUGCUGAUCAUUAUGGUGGGCUAAAACAACAACUUGAUUUACGUACACAUGAAGUUAAUUUAUUACGUCAAAGACUUGAACAAACAUCAUAUCAUAAAUUACGUGAAGAAGUUGAACAACAUAAACAAAAAAUUAUACAAUUAACUGAACAAAUGGCAGCAGCAAAAUUACUUGCUAUUGAAAGUAAUAAAAAAGCUAAUCAAAUUGAAGAACAAUUAAAGGAUUCAACAAAUAUACGUGAAAAACAAUUAAAAGAUGCUGAAAAUCAACUUAAAUUAUGUCAAAAAAAAUCUGAAAAAUCACGUGAAGCAUGGCAAAAACAUGAACAAGAUUCUGAAACAUUAAAUCUUGAAAUAAAAGAUUUAGAAAAUUCAGUUAAAAUUGGACAAGAACAAUUACAAAAAGCUGAAGAAAAAUUAAAUAAUCUCAAUGAAAAAUCAAUAAAUUUUAAUGAAUUAUUAGAAAAAUCAAAGCAAAAUGUCACUGAAUAUACUGAUAAAAUAAAAAAUCAAAAAACCAUAAUACAACAACAAAAUGAAGAAAUUAAUAAAUUAAUAAAUAAAAUUGAUGAUAUUACAAAACAAACACGUGAAUUUGAGCUUGAAAUAAAAAAAUUAAAUCAUGAAAUAAAUAUGAUUAAAACAAAUGCUGCUGAAUGUAAACAAAAAGUAACUGAUUUAUUAAAUAAAUAUGAUUGGAUUGAACAGGAUAAACAAUAUUUUGGUGAACCUGGUGGAGUAUAUGAUUUUACUGUUAAUGAACCAACAAAAAUAGCACAAAAAAUGACACAACUUGAGACAAAACGUGAUAAAUUAAGUCGUAAUGUUAAUACAAGAGCUAUGAAUUUAUUAAGUAAAGAAGAAGAACGUUAUCAAGAAACAAUUAAAAAACGUGCUAUUGUUGAAAAUGAUAAAAAAAAAAUAUUAGAAACAGUAUCAUGUUUAGAAGAGCAAAAAAAAGAAACAUUACUAAAAGCUUGGGAACAAGUUAAUCGUGAUUUUGGCUCAAUAUUUAGUAGUUUAUUACCUGGUGCAUCAGCAAAACUACAACCAACUGAAAGUCAAAAUGUACUUGAUGGAUUAGAAGUUAAAGUUGGAUUUUCUGGUGUUUGGAAAGAAUCACUUGGUGAAUUAUCUGGUGGACAGAGAUCACUUGUUGCUUUGUCAUUGGUAUUAGCAAUGUUAUUAUUCAAACCAGCUCCAUUAUACAUUCUUGAUGAAGUUGAUGCUGCAUUGGAUCUUUCACAUACACAAAAUAUUGGUACAAUGCUUAAACGUCAUUUCAAACGUUCACAGUUUAUUAUUGUAUCAUUAAAAGAUGGCAUGUUUAAUAAUGCUAAUGUUCUAUUUACAACUAAAUUUGUUGAUGGUAUGUCAACAAUAACACGUGGUGAAAAAAAAAAAACAAGUGCUGAUAAAUAAUUUUCACUAAUUUUCAUGUUUU